AUGCUGGAGAUAAGUCUCUCCUACGGGGAUCUUGCCACCCAGCCGCUCGCCUCCGCGGUGCCGGACCCCGCGCUCGUCGGCUCGCUCGACUUAUCCGGCAACAACCUCAGCAAGGAAAUGUUCAUUGAGAUUGUGGACAAGUACAUUAGUGGCAUGGCGAACCUGACGGAGCUGGACAUCAAGGAUAACAAAAUAGCCCCUCAAGGCGCGGAGCAUCUCUGCAACACCCUCAUGAAGCAGUGCCGCAAGCUGAAGUAUCUCGACCUGGGCGAGAACGGCAUCCUUGACGAGUCGCUUUUGUACGUGGCCCACUUACUGCAAGAGCUCCGCAUAGAAACACUCAUCUUGCUCUCCAACCACCUCACCCACCGCGGCAUACCAACUCUCUGCGACGGCAUUUGCUCAAGUAGGCAUCUUCAACAAUUGUCGCUAGCAUUAAACGUCCUCGGUGACCGCGGCGCCUCCAUGAUCGCCGAGGCCUUAACGGGGCAUCCUUCGUUGCGCAUACUUGACAUCAGCGAUAACCAGAUUGGGGAUGCAGGGGCGGCGAGUGUGGCGAGGUACCUCAUUCUGCCAUCCAACUCACGGCUGGAGUCGUUGAAUCUUUCCAUCAACUGCUUCGGUGACGUGGGAUUCGCGGCCAUCGCCGAGGCGGUGGAACAGACGCAGAGCAGUCGGCUGGUUCACCUGGACCUUGGCGCGAGCUGCCGGGUUGGACCCGCCGGGCGGCGGGCGCUGAUUAAGUGCGUGUCGUCGAUGAGGCACCUGCAGUCGCUGGACCUCUGCUCGUGCGAGCUCUCCGAUGAAGAGACGCGGGACCUCGUGGUGGCGGUCGCCUCCCGCAACUGCGGUAUUACGAAACUCGAGUGGUUCAACAAUCCGGGGAUGGAGCAGGGGACCGAGCGGGCGCUCGAGGAGGCGCUGGAGGCAAAGCGGGCCGCCUGCCGGGCCACGGCGGAGCGAUGGCGCCGGGCGAAGCUUCUCUCCGGUGUUCUGCUGGGGGCCGCGCUGCUGGGGGGCGUCGCUGUUGUGCUCCGACGUAGGCGCUUCCGCUGA
This is a messenger RNA of Trypanosoma conorhini, 1056 nucleotides long. Its product is annotated as leucine-rich repeat protein. Lineage: Eukaryota; Euglenozoa; Kinetoplastea; Trypanosomatida; Trypanosomatidae. The coding region runs from base 1 to 1056 and encodes 351 amino acids. The record is from RefSeq and is a predicted model, not a curated record. Gene Ontology annotation, molecular function: protein binding; GTPase activator activity. The transcript has a single exon.